Messenger RNA from Danio aesculapii, 490 nucleotides. RefSeq lists its product as uncharacterized. NCBI's taxonomy places the organism in Eukaryota, Metazoa, Chordata, Actinopteri, Cypriniformes, Danionidae. The transcript has 4 exons. Bases 32 to 418 code for a protein of 128 amino acids. The record is from RefSeq and is a predicted model, not a curated record.
GGAAGUGUCAAUCAUCUGCUCCUUCAAUCAGAUGAGAUCAGUGUCCUGCUCCUCUGAGGGGGAUCAGCUCCUCUAUAGCUGGACUCUCAAUGGAAAUCCACUGAUGGAUGUAAACCGCAACAUUCAGCUUGAUGAAGGAACUGAAGGAGAAAUCACCUGCACUGUGAAGAACCAUGUCAGUAAAAGACAGAAGACUGUUAGCAUAAUAGGCUGUCAUGGAUCAAUUAUUGAUUCUGUGACCUCUAGUUUGACCUCUCCAAAGACCAGCAGCCCACCAGCAUUAUGGGUGUCUCAGAGCUCUAUGCUGGUCAUUUAUUUGCUGGCUCUGUUCGCUCUGUUAGGAGGAUUUCACAUCUACAUCAACACACAAGUCAGGAAAGAAACCAGAAGAUCAAAACCUGAGGAUGAGGAGAUUUAGAGAAGAACACCCAGCAGAUCUCAUCACAUCUAUAAUAAAAUGACUUCAUGAUGUCCAAGAGUUUCACCUGGA